AAUAUCGACCUACUUCAUUGAAUUUCGUAUAAGAGAGCCUCUUGUCGCUAGGAAUUGGUAUCGCCGUGUCGACAUUUUUACCGCCUCCUUACCAUUAUUCUUCCUCGAGCAUCAUCACUACGCCUGCCAAACUUUAGCUAUACCACCAAACCGACCGCCAUGCUGCUAACAAUGUCAACAACCCACCCGCGCACGGAUGACUUCCUAAGUCUACUCUCACACUGGCAUGUCCACAAGGCCGAAUCAACAUUCCUCAAGCGCUUCAGUAUGCGGUGCCUAGAAGUCGUCGCGCUGGCGGUAGUCAUGCUCUUUGUUCCAUUUACGAUGCAACACGUUGUCCAAGGCUUGGAUGAGAUCUACGAGCUAUUGGGUCGAAGAGCACGAUCACCAUACGCGGUAGCCUCGUGGACGAGCAUCGCUCUAGCCGCCGUCAUGCUGCUAGGCUGGCAUGUAUGGCUUGGUCGAUUGAGUUACAGAACGAUUCUAGAAGCAGCAUCGAUACCGAUGGAGGAUACAACCAUUACACCUGCAGAAGGGGAAGUAUUUGAAGAGAGAAAGUCGCAAGAGAUACGGAUUUCAUGGGGUCGUGUACUGAGUCGUAUCGUCAUACCUUGUCUACUCCUAAUAUUGGGUUCGCACUUCAUCCUCCAAAUCAUCACACGUAUCAGGGAUCCGAGACCACGUAUUACACUCAAUACAGUCGACAUGCAAGAAGCUAUAGGGCAGUUGUAUGGGUUUCGAUGAUGCACCCCGUAUGUCGAGGCAAGAACUCGGAGUGGCAAAGUUGCGGGUAGUGAAGAUGAAGAAAGAAGCACGAAGUCCAGAAUCGGGCCAUAUAAAGGACACAUACGAAUUGAAAGAAGGGUCUACCCGAACGACAACCCGGCGAUUGAAGAACGAUCGACACUACACAGGCAAGAGACGACGCGACGACGUGUUAAAGCGGUGGUCUUUACCCCAGAAUUUCUUCGGCUCAACUCCGGUCCCGUCCAUCCCGUCCAGGGUCCCGCCUUCUCCGCACGAUGACGUA
Alternaria alternata is the source of this 1030-nucleotide messenger RNA. RefSeq lists its product as hypothetical. The transcript has a single exon. The coding region runs from base 160 to 744 and encodes 194 amino acids. The record is from RefSeq and is a predicted model, not a curated record. Lineage: Eukaryota; Fungi; Ascomycota; Dothideomycetes; Pleosporales; Pleosporaceae.